GCCGCAGCGCCGGCGGCUCCCGGCGGCGGCGGGGCUCGGCCGGGCGGGCACAGCCGCUCCCCGCACCCCGCACCAGCGGCGGGGCAGCGCAGCUGGCAUGGUGCUGGCGGCUGCUCGCCGCGCCCGCGUUGCACGGAGGAAGCCUGAGCGGAGCCGCGAUGGAGAUGCUGCUGCCGCCCGUAUGUACCAAACUUUGCCAUCAGAAGCCCUUGGAUCUGAAAGAUGAUAACACCGAAAUUCACUGUCCUAUUACAGUAAAUCCAUGGCACAUGAAGAAAGCUUUUAAAGUUAUGAAUGAAUUAAGAAGUCAAAACUUGCUGUGUGAUGUGACGAUAGUAGCUGAAGACAUGGAAAUUGCAGCGCAUAGAGUUGUGUUAGCCGCCUGCAGCCCCUACUUCCAUGCCAUGUUUACAGGUGAGAUGAGUGAAAGCAGAGCAAAAAAAGUUCGAAUAAAGGAAGUUGAUGGCUGGACUCUAAGGAUGCUUAUUGAUUAUAUUUACACUGCUGAAAUUCAAGUUACAGAAGAAAAUGUGCAGGUACUGCUCCCAGCAGCUGGUCUCUUGCAACUGCAGGAUGUGAAGAGGACUUGCUGUGAAUUUUUGGAAUCUCAGCUUCAUCCUAUCAACUGCCUGGGGAUUCGUGCUUUUGCUGACAUGCAUGCAUGCACAGAUCUCCUGAGCAAGGCCAACACAUAUGCAGAACAGCAUUUUUCCGAUGUUGUACUUAGUGAAGAAUACCUCAACCUUGGUGUAGAGCAGGUGUGCAGUCUGAUAUCCAGUGACAAACUCACAAUUGCCUCAGAGGAGAAGGUAUUUGAAGCAGUGAUAGCCUGGGUAAACCAUGACAAAGAUGUAAGGCAGGAGUUAAUGGCACGUCUGAUGGAGCAUGUUCGGCUGCCUUUGCUUUCCCGGGAGUAUUUAGUUCAGAGGGUUGAAGAGGAAAUACUGGUUAAGAACAGCAGUGCUUGUAAAGAUUACCUCAUUGAAGCUAUGAAGUAUCACUUGCUACCAACUGAGCAACGGGCAUUGAUGAAAAGCACACGGACAAAACUGAGAACACCCGCCAGCCUUCCAAAAUUGAUGAUGGUAGUUGGGGGACAGGCUCCAAAGGCAAUUCGCAGUGUUGAAUGCUAUGAUUUUAAAGAAGAACGCUGGCAUCAGGUAGCUGAAUUGCCUUCCAGAAGAUGUAGAGCAGGAAUGGUGUACAUGGGAGGCAUGGUUUAUGCUGUUGGUGGUUUCAAUGGCUCUUUGAGAGUUCGUACGGUAGAUUCCUAUGAUCCAGUGAAGGACCAGUGGACAAGUGUUGCUAACAUGCAAGACAGGAGAAGCACACUGGGAGCAGCUGUGUUAAAUGGCCUUCUUUAUGCUGUGGGAGGAUUUGAUGGCAGUACAGGUUUGUCAUCAGUUGAAGUUUACAACUUAAAGACUAACGAGUGGUUUCAUGUAGCUCCAAUGAACACAAGAAGAAGUAGUGUUGGUGUUGGUGUUGUUGGAGGGAAGCUGUAUGCUGUUGGUGGCUAUGAUGGAGCGUCACGGCAGUGCCUUAGUUCAGUGGAAUGCUACGAUGCCAAUUCCAACGAGUGGAGCUAUGUCGCAGAGAUGAGCACGAGGCGGAGCGGAGCAGGUGUUGGUGUGUUAAACAAUUUAUUGUAUGCAGUAGGUGGUCAUGAUGGUCCUUUGGUAAGAAAAAGUGUGGAAGUGUUUGACCCCAUUGCCAGUACCUGGAAGCAGGUUGCAGACAUGAACAUGUGCAGAAGGAAUGCAGGUGUUUGUGCUGUAAAUGGUCUCUUGUAUGUAGUUGGAGGAGAUGACGGUUCCUGUAAUUUAUCAACAGUGGAGUAUUAUAAUCCAACAACUGAUAAAUGGACAGUUGUGUCAUCUUGUAUGAGUACAGGAAGGAGCUAUGCAGGUGUUACAGUUAUUGACAAACCAUUAUGAUCAGUAAAAGGAUUUUCAACUUGAUUAUGCACUAGAAGCAGUCUUCAACAAGUGUAUUUGAAGUGACUGAGUAUCUAAGCACUUCUCUACUUGUAGCUGCACCUUGAGUCACAGUGGAAGAUGUGACUGUCUACAAUUACAGAUGGCAGAUGAUGAAGAUUACUCUAGGUAGAAGCAAUUUGUAGGAUUAUUCUGCAGUUGAGCAGAAGCUGAUUGAACUUUUGAAGUCUGGUGGACCAUUUUUUUUAUUGCAAGGUCUUCAGAAAAAACCCAACGCUUUCAUAAGGACCAGCUUCUGUCAGUCAUGACUGAGAAAUGGAUUGUGAGUGAAGAAUGGUGUGUAUUCUGGUGAAAGUAAAUUUUUGUCUUAUUUUUUCCAGAGACUAAUAAAUAUAUUUAAGGAAAUGAA
Molecule: messenger RNA, 2346 nt
Organism: Serinus canaria (Common canary)
Lineage: Eukaryota; Metazoa; Chordata; Aves; Passeriformes; Fringillidae
Gene: KLHL2
Product: kelch like family member 2
Exons: 15
Coding region: 159-1937 (592 amino acids)
Molecular function (GO): protein binding
Source: RefSeq, a predicted model, not a curated record